Molecule: messenger RNA, 1158 nt
Organism: Fusarium keratoplasticum
Lineage: Eukaryota; Fungi; Ascomycota; Sordariomycetes; Hypocreales; Nectriaceae
Product: Protein phosphatase
Exons: 3
Coding region: 1-1158 (385 amino acids)
Source: RefSeq, a predicted model, not a curated record
AUGCCCAGUCCACCAUCUUCAACUCUGGCGGCCCUCCCGACAACCUUCCUACCAUCGCUCACGGUGCGACGCCUGGCACACACGACGACAUGGCGACCAUGUCGCGAGAGGUGGUUCGCUUCCGCAGCGACACCGCUUUCACAUAACCCUCCCGUCUUGCCCUUUCGAUUCGAAACUGGCAUCGGCCUGUUCGCCAAACGAACGCCCCGCCCGUUCCCCCCGCCAUUUCUCUCCCCUCCGUCUACGUCCUUCACAGAUCCUCUGAGUACGCAUCACCAGAGCCGCGACCGUCGCGCCUUUGUCAACGGGGAGCUUAUCAGAGGCAAGACAAACGGCGACGAUGCUGUCUACGCCAGCGAUUAUUUCAUCUGUGCCAACGACGGUGUGGGAGCCUGGGCGACCCGUCCGAGAGGGCAUGCUGGACUCUGGUCAAGACUGAUUCUUCAUUUCUGGUCGGCUGCUAUUGAGGAGCAGCGCAUCCGUUGUCUCUCAUCGGAGCCUCCUCAAGAACCUGACCCCGUUGCCAGUCUACAGACCGCGUACGAACAGACCCUCGAAGCGACAACGUCGCACGACUGCUUAGGUACAACGACGGCCUGUGGCGCGCAGUUGCACUUCAAAACCUGCCCAGACGAUGAGGAGCAAACAUCGCCUGUUCUCUACGUAACUAAUGUCGGCGACUGCAAGGUCAUGGUCCUCCGGCCAAGUGCCGAGAGGGUGAUUUACAAGACGGUGGAGCAGUGGCACUGGUUCGACUGCCCGCGGCAGCUGGGGACCAACAGCCCCGACACUCCCACCGGCAAUGCGGUUAUGGACAAGGUCGAUCUAGAAGUUGGCGACAUUGUGCUUGCGAUGAGCGACGGGGUAAUCGACAAUCUCUGGGAACAUGAGAUUGUAACAAGGAUACUCAAGAGCGUGAGGGAAUGGGAGUCUGGGGAGCACGCAGAGGCGCACCAGGGUGAUCGCACCGGUGGUCGCAAUGGAGGGAUGAGGAUAGCAGCGCAAGAUCUUAUGGCUGCUGCAAAGGAGAUUGCCGUGGAUCCUUUCGCUGAAAGUCCAUUCAUGGAGCAUGCGAUCGAGGAAGGCUUGGCGAGUGAAGGUGGAAAACUCGACGAUAUCAGCGUUGUCGCAGCCCUCUGCGUAAAAAACGAGAUUUGA